AAACAGCGGCCACAGUGAAUGUUACGUACCCGCUCGGAAUGGGUGUUACCUGAUACAGCGUACGAGAUACCGAUCAGUGCGCUCGAAUUCCUGUUUUUUUUUGUAACCGCGUUACUCGCGAGUUGAGGAUUCUAUUUUUUCUUGAUACAUCGUACUUUCGCGCAGCCUCACCGGAAAUAAGCGAUAAUGCCGGUCUUUCAUACCAAGACUAUCGAGAGUAUCCUCGAGCCCGUGGCUCAGCAGGUCUCCAGACUUGUUAUCUUACAUGAAGAAGCCGAAGAUGGAAAUGCAAUGCCAGAUUUGGGACGGCCUGUACAGGCUGUCAGUAUGGCUGUGACCAACCUUGUAAAAGUCGGAAAGGAAACGAUAAACUCGUCUGACGAUGCAUUGCUUAAACAAGACAUGCCAGCGGCACUGCAACGUGUCGAGGGUGCUUCCCGUCUUCUGGAGGAAGCGUCGGCCAUGUUGAAACAAGAUCCGUACUCUGGUCCUGCCAGAAAAAAGCUUAUAGAAGGGUCACGUGGUAUCUUGCAAGGUACCAGCUCUUUGCUUCUUUGCUUCGACGAGAGCGAGGUGAGGAAGAUCAUACGAGAAUGCAAGCGUGUGCUAGAUUACUUGGCUGUUACUGAAGUUAUCGAAACGAUGGAGGAUUUGGUGCACUUCCUUAAGAACUUGAGCCCAUGCCUUAGUAAAGUAUCGAGGGAAGUAAGCGCUCGUGAGAAGGAGUUGACUCAUCAAGUACAUAGAGAAAUUUUAGUGCGUUGUUUGGAGCAAGUUAAAACACUUGCCCCAAUUCUGAUCUGCUCCAUGAAGAUUUUUAUCCACAUUAUCUCACAAGGUGGUAAAGGUGCAGACGAAGCGGCGGAGAAUCGUAACUACUUGUCCGGAAGAAUGUCUGACGAACUGAACGAAAUUAUUCGAGUUUUACAAUUGACAACGUACGACGAGGAGGAAUGGGAAGCCGAUCAGUUGACUGUGCUGAAAAAGGCUCAGAGUGCCAUAGAAUCUCGAAUACGAACCGCCUAUGAUUGGUUGGACGACGGACUGGCUCUGAGAGGGGGAGUGGGAGAGAAGAGUCUUCGUCAAAUAAUAGAACAGGCGUCACGUUUGUCGGAACGUUAUCUGCCUCCGUCGCAAGCGGAACCCAUGUCUAAACUGGCCGCUCAAAUAGUCACUAUGACCGACGCUCUCUGCGAAUUGCGUCAAAACGAAAAAGGCACCACGCCGCAAGCGGAAGUCUUAGCACACAGUAUUAAAGAGAAAUUAAACGAGCUCCGCGGCUCGGUAGCGUCCGCUUUGGUAGCAGCAGAUAAAUCGGGAACCGCACAAACGGCACACACAGUAGCGGGUCGUUUAGAGCAAGCGAAUAAGUGGCUUCUGAAUCCGCAGCACGAUGACAAGGGACUCGGUAAAAGGGCUAUAGCUUUAAUAAUUCACGAAGGAAAGAAGGUGGCCGACGGUUUGCCGGGCAUACACAAGGCGGAGAUUCUGCAGUUGUGCGAAAAAGUGAGCAAUCUGUCGCACCAGCUGGCCGGUUUCUGCGACCACCGUCUGGGCAAUUCCCCGCGCGCUCAGGAGACCGCCCGGCAGCUGUCUCACAAGCUCUACGAGCUGAAGAACAGGAUACAGCAGGCCGUGGUGUCCCGUGUCGUUGAAGAUUUUAUCGACAUCACUACACCCCUCAAACAAUUCACGGAUGCCGUGUUGGCUCCCGCCGGCACACCGGGACGCGAUCAGAAUUUCAACGACAAAACUUAUGCGCUGCAGACGUUCUCUAACAGAGCGGCGAAGACGGCCAGGAUGGUCGCGGCUGGCGGAAGUGGUGGAAACAAGAAGCUAGCCGAGGCGUUGGCCACUAGCGCUUCGCAGGUGGAAUCCCUGACACCGCAGCUGGUCAACGCUGGACGUAUCCGCAUGACUUAUCCGGACAGCAAAGCCGCGGACGAGCACUUUGAGAAUUUGCGCCAGCAAUACGCGGAGACGAUGCAACGGGCGCGAGCGUUGUGCGACGAAGCGACCGACAGCGGCGACUUCAUCAGGACCUCCGAAGAACAGAUGCAGAAACACGCGUUCCUCUGCGAAGAGGCCAUAGCCAAGGCUCUGCCGCAGAAGAUGGUCGACAAUACGGCGUCCAUCGCGCGUCUCGCCAAUCGAGUCAUACUCGUGGCGAAGCAAGAGAGCGACAACAGCGAGGACCCCGCCUUUAUACAGCGGGUGAAUCAUGCUACUGAUGUCCUUCAGAACAGUGUCGCUCCGAUGGUACAAGAUGCAAAAUUCGUGGCAAUGAACAUUAAUGACAGCAAUGCGGUGUCACACUGGAGAGAAAGCAAUCGUGCACUCCUGGCUAAUGUUGGACAAGUUCGUAAAGCCAUUGUAGUCCAGCCCGAUCUGGUGCCACCCUUGGAAAUGUCACAGUUACACAUUAACGACGAUGAACAAUUCAAACAAAUUCCAACCCUACAAUAUAAUUACACCAAAGAUAAAGUAGAGAACCCCGAUCUUUUGUAUCAAGAACUGGCUUCUGACAACGAGUUAGACAAGUCAAUUCAUGACGGAGAAGUGGCACCUCCUCGACCACCUCUACCAGGAGGCGACGUCCCGCCGCCGAGACCUCCUCCUCCCGAGACGGACGACGAAGACGAGAUGUUUAUGCAUGCUCCUCAACCUAAUCAACCGAUAAUGAUGGCUGCCCACGGUCUGCAUCAAGAAGUGCGGCAAUGGUCGAGCAAGGACAACGAAAUCAUUGCCGCAGCGAAGAAAAUGGCCAUACUAAUGGGCAGAUUAUCAGGGCUUGUUAGGGGCGAGGGCGGCAAUAAACGAGACCUUAUCGCAUGCGCAAAGGCCAUCGCCGAAGCUUCUCAGGAAGUCACCCGUCUGGCGAAGGAGCUCGCCAGAGAAUGUACCGAUAAACGUAUUCGAACGAAUCUGCUCCAAGUUUGCGAGCGUAUACCUACUAUCGGUACGCAGCUGAAGAUACUAUCUACCGUGAAAGCCACCAUGCUCGGAGCACAAGAGACACUCCCGACCUGGGAAGAGCUGAUGCUUUAUGGUACGGAGGAAGAUCAGGAAGCGACGGAUAUGCUCGUCGGGAAUGCUCAGAAUCUCAUGCAGAGUGUGAAGGAAACUGUGCGUGCCGCGGAAUGCGCCAGCAUAAAGAUUCGUACUGCCUCCGGUAUGAAGCUGCGCUGGGUGCGUCGUCAGCCUUGGUAUCAAUAUUAGAUUCCAAUGUGAGGCACGUCUACAAUCUUCAAAUUGAGGAGAACAUACAAGAUUUCGAUUGGUGUUCAUAUGUAUUAGCAGCAAUUUGUCCACGGCAUAUGAGAAAGAAAAAAUCGCUAACAUACAAUAUAUUUCUAUAUAAAUUUCAAGUAUACACACUAAUUGUGUAGGGUAUCACGCUUCAGAGAAAUUUACGGACUGACUUCUAUUGUAUUUGUUUCAACCAUAAAUUAUUAAUUCAUUUUUUUUUUAUGUUUGUUUUUUUAAAGAAAGCAAUACUAAUAGUCAUAUAUACAUUAAAACGCACAAUUAUUAGAAGCUAGACAAACAGUAAUAACAGAUGUUUAUUCAUAUUUUAUGUUGUUUAUUAUGAUUUUUAUAGCAUUCUAUUAAUUUUACUUUGUUUAAUGAAAUAACCAUGCAUAAUUAAAUAAGCUAAUCAUGAGUACUACGUUAUAGCUUGGGAAUUAAUUUUUGAUCUCUUAGUUCAAUAUUUCUGGAAAGAAUGAAAAGCCUUAUUUAUAUAUCCAAUAUAUCUCAUAAUACGCUAAAAAUGAUAGUACUUUAAUAUAAGCUUUAAUAUAAGUAAUAUAUAUUAUGUUGGCAACAUAAUAGUAAUAUAUAACGGUGAUUAUAUAUAUAU
Dinoponera quadriceps is the source of this 3862-nucleotide messenger RNA. It is a transcript of the gene Vinc, whose product is annotated as vinculin. Bases 187 to 3219 code for a protein of 1010 amino acids. Lineage: Eukaryota; Metazoa; Arthropoda; Insecta; Hymenoptera; Formicidae. The transcript is spliced from 18 exons. Gene Ontology annotation, biological process: cell adhesion. Gene Ontology annotation, cellular component: actin cytoskeleton. Gene Ontology annotation, molecular function: actin filament binding; structural molecule activity. The record is from RefSeq and is a predicted model, not a curated record.